This is a messenger RNA of Dibothriocephalus latus, 1875 nucleotides long. NCBI's taxonomy places the organism in Eukaryota, Metazoa, Platyhelminthes, Cestoda, Diphyllobothriidea, Diphyllobothriidae. The record is from the annotation of a GenBank genome assembly.
AUGGGCAUCGGGUCCUGUUUCUGUUGCCUGGCAAAGGUGUUUGAUUUUGCAAGCUUCCUCUAUGUCUGUCUUUCACUCGAUCUUGACGUUUAUUUCGUCCGCCUCGUUUUAAACCCUGCUGCAUACUAUCUUGCAACGGCCCAGCGCAGUUUCAUUUUUCGUAUUGGUUGCCCCUUGUGGAUCACAUCUCGUCUUUGUUUAACUCUCUACCGAGUUCGUGGACCUUCCAAAAAAUUAAACAAUAAAUUGAAAAGACUUACUGAGGUUCAGCAAAACAUGUCAUCAAAGCUAUUAGGCCUUCAGACACCAAUGCAGAACGUUGAUAAGGUCAUCGGUCUUCGCGUGGAUCAGCUCCGUCAUCACAUUAUUGAGAAGCGCGAUCUCACCACUCUUGAUGUUGUAGAGGCCUUCCAGGUGCAUGCACUACAGCUUCUAGGAGCAGAAACCGGGUGCAUCUCUGAAAUCGUCUUUGAUGCCGACGUCACAGCUAUUUUGGCCGACCAGGGACUAUCAAAAGGCACCCCACCUAAAAGCCCGCUCCACGGCAUUCCUGUGAGUCUUGUCAAUUGUAUACCUAUCAAAGGCGAGGACUGUACAGGAUCACUCGUUUUUCGGGCAAAACAUAAUGCUGCUUGCGAUUCUAAAAUUGUUGCAGCCCUGAAAGAGGCUGGCGCCGUGCCGAUCUUACUCUCAAACAUAUCUCCUCUGCCCUGCCAACUUCUCACAUCAAGCAAACUUUAUGGCACUUGCAAACAUCCAACCCAUCCGGAUCGUGCCGUCGGAGGUUCGGCUGGUGCUGAAGCUAUUUUGCUUCUUCGGAACGCCUCUGUGCUUGGUUUCGGAGUAGACACCUUCGGAGACGUGCGAAUUUCCGCGGCGUUUUGUGGAGUUGUUGGCUUCAAACCCACUUCAAAUCGUCUAAGCUAUGAUGAUGUUCAAAUGUCUGUUCGUCCUCCUUUCUUCCUCUCCCCGGUGGUCAGCCCUCUGGCUAUGGACGUAGCCAGUAUUACAAAUGUAAUGGAGUCCCUGUGCUCCGCUCCUGUCCUGAAAACUGAUCCAGCUCUUCCCUUGUGCCCCUUUACCCCGCUAAGCUAUUCAAAGAAACUGACUAUUGGAUUCUAUACCUCACUUCCAGAACUUAUUCCCUGUGUGCCCUCGGUUGAUAACUGUCUGGCAGAGGUGAAAUCCAUUCUUCAGAGUCUGGGCCACACUGUGGUCGAAGUACAGCUCCCCAAACCCGAUGAACCCCUCCUUCUCACACUGAGCUACCUUGCCGCCGACGAUUCCUACUGGAGACUUAUUGUCAGGCAGAACAUGGGUGACGCUCUCUCCAAGGCUGACAUAUUCAGGUGUGGUCUUGCUGCCACGCCCUAUUGGGCCAGAUCUGUUCUUGGCUGGCUGCUCAAACUUCAACAAGGGACCUCUUGUGCACGCACACAGAAGUUGCUGAGUGCUUGGAAGAAUGAACUUCCAGCGGGGGAAUUGGAAAACCGUGUUCGUCAUUACCGAGAGAAGUUCGAGAAACUGUGGGAAGAAGAAGAACUUGACUUGCUUAUUGGACCAGCGGCACCCUCUCCAGCCCUCUUAACCUCCUCUUCGGCUGCACUCUAUUUUAUGAAUAUGGGCUACAGUCUUAUCUUUAAUCUCCUCGACCUGCCUGCUGGUGUGCUACCCCUAGGCAAUGUAACAAAAUCUGAUGUUGAAGCAACUGCUGAUCUGGCCGCUAAGGAGCCCUCGUCCUCUCUCUUUGGGCAACUGCUUCGACAACAGAAUACCUCCGAAGGUCUACCUCUCGCAGUACAACUUGUCGGAAAACCUUGGACAGACGACCUGAUUCUUCAUAUUAUGACGCAGUUGGAAAAUAAGAGACACUGA